Messenger RNA from Aethina tumida (small hive beetle), 1751 nucleotides. RefSeq lists its product as uncharacterized. Gene Ontology annotation, cellular component: cytoplasm. The record is from RefSeq and is a predicted model, not a curated record. Bases 200 to 1714 code for a protein of 504 amino acids. The transcript is spliced from 2 exons. NCBI's taxonomy places the organism in Eukaryota, Metazoa, Arthropoda, Insecta, Coleoptera, Nitidulidae. Gene Ontology annotation, molecular function: ubiquitin protein ligase activity; ubiquitin conjugating enzyme binding; zinc ion binding. Gene Ontology annotation, biological process: proteasome-mediated ubiquitin-dependent protein catabolic process; multicellular organism development.
UGAACAUUAUGUAGUAAAACUGGAUCGUCGUGUUAAAAAACAAUUCGGAUUUUACAUAUACUUGUUCUUGUUCUUUGAAGGAUAUUCAUAUAUUGUACGUACAAGAAGACACAUUUCGCAACUGCGGGUUAUCCGGGUGGGGGUUAUCUUAUAAUUCGUCUUAUUUUAACACAAACUUUCGCAAAUACCACAACAAGACAUGGCAAUGGGGAAGUUUGAGCAGUUUACAGAUGAACUCUUGAAUGAAGGACUGCUGACUUGUAAAAUAUGCGAAGAACUAUUAAAUCCACCAGUGAUUUUAGUGAAAGAAUUAGGUAACGUUUGCUGUCAUUGUUAUCAUAACAGUCCCAAGUUGGUAGAUCAUCAUGCAAUACAUAACACUAGCUUCGAUCACAUCCUCUCUCAAUUGACUCUGGAUUGCAAAUAUUUAGCAAAAGGUUGCAAAGUCCGUGAAUCCUAUCACCAUAUUAUUGAGCACAUUCCGCGUUGCAUAUUCCGUGAAAAGCCAUGUCUUAUGAAGGAUUCAGGGUGUGAGUGGCAGGGCAAUUAUAAAGAUUUUAUUGACCAUUUCAGUGCAGAUCACAGUGAGUUGAUUAUCAAUCAUAAUCAGAAUGUUUUUAAUGUUACACAUAAUAUUGUUGAACCCUUGACUUACAGACUACUGUAUUUGAAUAAAACAAUAUUGUUUCUGAAAAUCUCUACAGAUUUAAAGGAAAAGAAACUAUGUUAUAUGUUGUGUACAACCAAGGGAAAGGAUAAUUUACAUGAUUACACAGUAAAACACCAUUCAAUGGAACCUAAUUGCGCGUACAUAAAAUCCAAAAGCACUAUUCAGCCCUAUGAAAACAUUUACACAGAAUCAGACAAUCCAACAGCAUGGACUGUAAUGGACUUGGACGCUCUAAAGUCGGUGGUGGGUGACGGUAAAGUGAUUCAUAACACAUUCAAAAUCAAAUUCCCAAACAACAACAAUGAACUUGAAAAAAUGGCUCAAUUUUUCGAGUGUCCGGUAUGCAAAACGUUCAUGAAACCGCCGAUUUACCAAUGCCAAUCUGGACACAGUGUCUGCAACCUGUGCAGGCCAAGAUUGGACAAGUGUCCAAGUUGCAGAGCUCCAUUUGGUGCUACCAGAAACUAUUCAUUGGAAGGUAUGACUUCCAGUGUGCUCUAUCCAUGCAUUUACCAAGAUAUGGGGUGCGACGAGAAAGCGCCGGCUAGUGAUAUAACGAGGCAUGAAGUGUCUUGUUCCUACAAGCCGUGUAGAUGUCCUAUGAGUGGCUGUAACAUGAAUGGAAAUUAUGAUCUGUUAGUUAAACAUUUGUCUGAGGAGCACAAGGAUAAACUCAUUGUUGGUAACUUGGAAGGGUUUAACGAGACGUUCCGUUUGGAUCAGUCGAUUUAUGGUCAGUUUUUGGACAAACGCGUUAUGAUUUCUGACAAUAAUAUAUUCAGGAUUUCUUGUAAAAGGUCUGGGGACUAUUGUUUCUGGGCUGUUGAAGUUAUCGGAACAAAUCUGAUGGGAACAUACACUUACGAAGUCACCAUUUAUGAUGUUAGGAGACGGGAGAAGAAAUUGACCAGAUCAGAUUAUUGUCUCAUGGAAAUGCCAGAGGAGGAAUUGUUCAAAAAGUGUAUUAUGUUUCCGAACACGAUUCUUUCGUCAUAUUCGAAUAAUGGAGUUGUUAAUUCUCGUUUAUCAAUUAAAAUGACUUAGAUAAAAAUAAAACAAAUUAUAAAUUGUUUCCUUUUAA